CAUGUUUCCCCCAAGGAUUCCACGGCCACCCGCAACACCACGUUUAGACAGUCCAUCAACACCCCAUCGUCAGGAACCUACGACGACUUUUCGCAUCAUUCUGCCCGUUAGUCAUUUUACCGAUACCACUCGCUCGAGUAAAGAACAACAAACCCCGAUUGACACGUCUUUUCCAGGUACCCUCCUUGUCUGUUGACUACAUGGCUGAACUCGCUCCCAAUAGUUGAGAUUGUCAUCAGACGAUCACCACAUUGCCAACCAUGGCCAGCUGGGAGGUUGGCACUCGGGCCUGGUUCCCAAACCAGGCCGAGGGUUUCGUUCCCGGUGAAUUGGCAGAGAAGAAGUCCUUGGGAGACGGAAAAGUAGCCCUCGUCUUCAACCUGUCCGAUGAAUCUAAGCACACGGUCGAAACCACCGAAUCCGCCCUCAACGAUACCCAACAUGCCUCCUUACCACCUCUCAUGAACCCUCCUAUGUUUGAAGCCGCCGAAGACCUCACAAAUCUAUCCCAUCUCAACGAGCCGGCCAUCCUGCAGGCCAUCAAGCUCCGAUAUGCGCAGAAAGAAAUAUACACCUACAGUGGUAUCGUACUGAUAGCCACCAAUCCUUUUGCGCGCGUGGACUCUCUCUAUGUUCCGCAGAUGGUGCAGGUAUAUGCUGGCAAGCAAAGAGCAUCGCAGGCACCGCAUUUGUUUGCUAUUGCAGAAGAAGCCUACACAGACAUGUUACGGGACAACCGAAAUCAGACAGUCGUUGUCUCUGGUGAGUCGGGUGCUGGUAAAACUGUCAGUGCGAAAUACAUCAUGCGUUACUUUGCAACACGCGGUGGCCCGGGACAGAUGGCCAAGAGCACAAAAUCACGAGCAGAUGCCAUUAGCGAGACCGAGGAACAGAUUCUCGCUACAAAUCCUGUCAUGGAAGCCUUCGGCAAUGCAAAGACGACGAGAAACGACAACUCUUCGAGAUUCGGGAAGUACAUCGAGAUUAUGUUUGACAAAAACACCGACAUCAUCGGUGCCAGGAUAAGGACGUAUUUGCUCGAGCGCUCACGUCUUGUGUUCCAACCACUCAAGGAAAGGAACUAUCACAUCUUCUACCAGUUGGUCGCCGGGGCCACCCCGGAGGAGAGACAAGAUCUCGGUCUAGUGCCUGUCGAAGAGUUUGAUUAUUUGAAUCAGGGGAACGAGCCCAGGAUCGAUGGUGUUGACGAUGCAGCGGAAUUCGCAGCCACGAGGAAGUCUUUGAGCACGAUCAACGUUUCCGGAGCCACUCAAAAGGAGAUCUUCCGUAUCCUCGCCGCGUUACUACAUAUUGGCAACAUCAAGAUUACGGCGACACGAACGGAUUCUUCACUGUCCUCGUCCGAACCGUCAUUGGUACAGGCUUGCAGCGUACUGGGCAUUGAUGCAGGAGAUUUUGCGAAGUGGAUUGUGAAGAAACAACUGAUCACCAGAGGAGAAAAGAUUACGUCCAAUCUUACUCAACAGCAAGCCACCGUCGUCCGAGAUUCGGUCGCCAAGUUCAUAUAUUCUAGCCUAUUCGACUGGCUUGUUGACACCAUCAACCAUGGGCUGGCGACGGAGGAUGUCUUGCAGCGAGUCAGCACCUUCAUUGGUGUGCUCGAUAUCUACGGUUUCGAGCAUUUCGCCAAAAAUUCUUUUGAACAAUUCUGUAUCAACUACGCCAACGAGAAGCUCCAGCAAGAAUUCAACCAGCAUGUGUUUAAACUUGAGCAAGAGGAAUACAUGCGUGAGCAAAUAGACUGGACUUUCAUCGACUUCUCCGACAAUCAGCCUUGUAUUGAUCUUAUUGAAGGGAAACUUGGGGUCUUGUCCCUCUUGGACGAAGAGUCGAGGUUACCCAUGGGCUCGGACGAACAAUUUGUUACGAAGUUGCACCAUCAUUUCGCUGCGGACAAGCAAAAAUUCUACAAGAAACCCCGGUUCGGCAAAUCUGCAUUUACAGUCUGCCAUUAUGCCCUUGACGUUACCUACGAAUCUGAUGGCUUCAUUGACAAGAAUAGAGACACGGUACCAGACGAGCAGAUGGAAGUGCUUAAGAAGUCUACAAAUGCCUUCUUGGUUGAAGUUUUGGAUGUGGCUGCUGCCGUGAGAGACAAAGACAGUGCUCAAACGGGCUCAAAGACUGUCGCUCCUGGAGGUGGACGCCGUGUGGGCGUCGCUGUUAAUCGCAAGCCUACACUUGGAGGCAUCUUCAAGAGCUCGCUCAUUGAACUCAUGCAGACCAUCAACUCGACUGAUGCCCACUAUAUUCGUUGUAUCAAGCCUAAUGAAGCCAAGGAAUCCUGGAAAUUCGAGGGCCCUAUGGUCUUGAGCCAGCUCCGAGCUUGCGGUGUUUUGGAAACUGUCCGCAUCAGCACGGCUGGCUAUCCCACGAGAUGGACCUAUGAAGAAUUCGCCUUGAGAUAUUACAUGCUGUGCCGGUCUUCGGAAUGGACAACUGAGAUUCGCCAGAUGGCUCAGAACAUCUUGGUCAAAGCCUUGGGAGCCACCGCUCAUGAGAAAGGGGAGAAGUACCAGCUUGGUCUCACCAAGAUCUUCUUCCGCGCGGGAAUGUUGGCAUUCUUGGAGAAUCUCCGCUCUGCGCGUCUGAAAGAAUGCGCCAUUAUGAUCCAGAAGAACCUUCGCGCGAAAUACUACCGUCAUAAGUAUCUCGAUGCACGACAGUCUAUCCUCGAUUUCCAGACCGCGACGAGGGCAUUCCUCGCCAGACGCAGAGCAGAGGAGACAAGACAAACCAAAGCAGCUACUGAUCUUCAGCGAAUCUGGAGAGGCCACAAAGCUCGCAAGAACUUCAACCAAAUCAGGAAAGACCUUGUUUUGUUCGAGUCGGUUGCAAAAGGCUUCCUCUGCAGAAAAAACAUCCUCGAAAAGCGCAUUGGGGAUGCUGCAAUCAAGAUUCAAAGAGCUUUCCGGUCAUGGCGAUCAUUACGUGCCUGGAGACAGCACCGUAGAAACGUUGUCAUCGUGCAGAACUUGUGGCGUGGUAAAAUGGCCAGGCGUGACUACAAAACGAGGCGCGAAGAAGCGCGAGACCUCAAACAAAUCUCUUACAAGCUGGAGAACAAGGUUGUUGAGCUUACUCAGUCACUCGGCGCUCUCAAGCGGGAGAACAAGUCGCUCCUCUCACAAGUGGAGAACUACGAGGGUCAACUCAAAUCGUGGAGAUCCAGGCAUAACGCCUUGGAGACUAGAUCUCGGGAAUUACAGACGGAGGCUAACCAAGCUGGUAUUGUCGCUGCACGCUUGAGCGCUCUUGAAGAGGAGCACGCGAAAUUGCAAGCCAGCCAUGAUGAGCAUAUGGGCAAUGCGAAGAGGUUGCAAGACGAAGAUCGCAAACUUCGAGAAUCUUUGCAGACGUCCAAUGCUGAGCUGGAGAAGUUGCGACAAGCAAUGGCGACGCACGAAAGUGAGAGGGGCACCUUGCGACAGCAAAUCAACGAGCUCCAAGACCAACUGGAAAUGGCAAGGAGAGCUCCAGUUCCUCCUGUCGCAAACGGUGUCAAUGGAGAAGUCACCAAUGGAGUCCAGCCUGCCAACGGCCUCAUCAAUCUUGUCUCUUCCAAGAAGCCUCUCAAGAGAAGGAGUGCUGGAGCCGCGGAACGAAGCGAGCUUGAUCGCUACAGUGGUGCCUUUAAUGCCCGCCCGGUCUCGAUGGCCCUUGACACUCACGCGAAGACCUUGUCAGGUUCCACGUUCCAUCCGGGUCUGGACAGUGUUGAGAUGGAACUCGAAAAUCUGCUUGCCCAAGAGGACGAACUCAACGAUGAAGUCACUAUGGGCCUGAUCAGAGGCAUCAAGAUCCCUCAACCAGGUGCCAAUCCUCCUCCAACAGACAAGGAGGUCUUGUUCCCGUCCUAUCUCAUCAACCUGGUAACCUCCGAAAUGUGGAACAAUGGGUUCGUGAAGGAGUCGGAACGAUUCCUUGCCAACGUGAUGCAGUCUAUCCAGCAAGAAGUUAUGCAGCAUGAUGGAGAAGAAGCUAUCAAUCCUGGAGCAUUCUGGCUGUCAAAUGUGCACGAAAUGCUGUCAUUCGUCUUCUUGGCUGAAGAUUGGUACGAGGCGCAAAAGACCGACAACUACGAAUACGACCGACUGCUCGAAAUCGUCAAGCAUGAUCUCGAGAGUCUCGAGUUCAACAUUUAUCAUACCUGGAUGAAGGUAUUGAAGAAGAAGUUGCACAAGAUGAUUGUGCCCGCAAUCAUCGAGUCUCAGUCCCUUCCCGGCUUUGUGACGAACGAAAGCAAUCGCUUCCUCGGCAAGUUGCUACCUUCCAACAACACUCCCGCUUACAGCAUGGACAAUCUUUUGAGCUUGUUGAACAAUGUCUUCAAGGCCAUGAAGGCUUACUACCUCGAAGACACCAUCAUUACGCAAACGAUUACCGAACUGCUCCGACUGGUCGGAGUGACGGCUUUCAACGACCUGUUGAUGCGUCGGAAUUUCUUGUCUUGGAAACGAGGACUCCAAAUCAACUACAACAUCACCCGAAUUGAGGAAUGGUGCAAAAGUCACGACAUGCCUGAGGGAACAUUGCAACUCGAACAUCUCAUGCAAGCCACCAAGCUCCUACAACUCAAGAAAGCAACAUUAAACGACAUCGAAAUUAUUCAAGAUAUCUGCUGGAUGCUCUCUCCCAACCAGAUCCAGAAACUCUUGAACCAAUACCUUGUGGCAGAUUACGAACAACCCAUCAACGGUGAAAUCAUGAAGGCUGUGGCGUCCCGAGUCACCGAGAAGGGCGAUGUUCUGCUUUUGGCUCCAGUCGACAUGGAAGAUAGUGGCCCCUAUGAGAUUGCUGAACCGAGAGUCAUCACUGCCCUGGAGACAUAUACUCCUUCAUGGCUUCAAACACCUCGAUUGAAACGACUUGCGGAGAUCGUCUCCGCUCAAGCCAUGGCUCAGCAAGAGGGGCCCAGCAUCACUGACGGUGGCAUCAGCGACACUGAGGCUGCUUGACCUUCCUGCCCCCUUUCACAAUGAUGUACACAUUCCACGCGGAUCUUCAGGAGGUGUCCUAUCAAGUCAACUUAUAAUGAGUGGCGCCUCAAGGUCUGUAUGCUGGAGGGUAGCGGAUAAAGUACAGAGCGAUAAUGGAAUUGUCUACGCCUGAUUCUGCAACUGAUAGCGUGAGGUUAAUUUUGGGCAUAGCACUUGGUGUCUGUCUGGUCGUGAGCGGCAUAUGUGGGAGCUGAUGUCUGAAACACAAGUCAAAGGCAAUAAACAUUGGUUGCUCCCAAUUCAUAACCCGAAUCCGUAAUGCACAACUAUUGAUUGAUCACUUUCCAGCACGUUCUUGCUGACU
Exophiala xenobiotica is the source of this 5325-nucleotide messenger RNA. RefSeq lists its product as uncharacterized. Gene Ontology annotation, cellular component: myosin complex; vesicle; cytoplasm. Gene Ontology annotation, biological process: vesicle transport along actin filament; actin filament organization. Bases 261 to 4979 code for a protein of 1572 amino acids. The transcript has 2 exons. Gene Ontology annotation, molecular function: actin filament binding; ATP binding; microfilament motor activity. The record is from RefSeq and is a predicted model, not a curated record. NCBI's taxonomy places the organism in Eukaryota, Fungi, Ascomycota, Eurotiomycetes, Chaetothyriales, Herpotrichiellaceae.